Molecule: messenger RNA, 533 nt
Organism: Cajanus cajan (pigeon pea)
Lineage: Eukaryota; Viridiplantae; Streptophyta; Magnoliopsida; Fabales; Fabaceae
Source: RefSeq, a predicted model, not a curated record
AAGUAAAAAAAAAAGGUAUGGUUACAGAGAGAACACGCGACUAUGGUAACACUAACACUUUGAGGUUGUCUCUGCGAAACAAACACCGACCUCAGUUACAGUUAAUCUAACCGUUUCAUUCGUUUGAGGUCAUGGCGUUUUGGCACCGAAUCAGAAAUCCCAACCUCAAAACCCUCUCCAUCCAAUUCCAAAGAUGUUACAUUCGCCUUCCCCAUGCUUCCACUCCCAAACCCUGCCCUAUCAACAUUCCUCAUCCCUAUUCCGUGUUUCAUCGCAGACCCUCAUCUGUGAGGUUCUUCGCUGCACCCGUUCAGUUUCAGGUAAAGCCCAAGGAUGAGGAGGAGGACUCCGAUGAGUAUCGUUUGAAUGACAAAAUCAAAGCUACAUAUAUCAGGCUUGUGAGGGAUGAUGGGCAGCAUUCAAUACUACCAAAGUUUGAAGCAUUGGAACUUGCCAAGGAGCUCAAACUUGAUUUAGAUAUAUAUCAUGAGCCAAAAUAUUAUGACCUAUUAUGGAUUGGGUGGAAACUCUAG